Molecule: messenger RNA, 768 nt
Organism: Penicillium cataractarum
Lineage: Eukaryota; Fungi; Ascomycota; Eurotiomycetes; Eurotiales; Aspergillaceae
Product: hydroxyacylglutathione hydrolase
Exons: 9
Coding region: 1-768 (255 amino acids)
Molecular function (GO): hydroxyacylglutathione hydrolase activity
Source: RefSeq, a predicted model, not a curated record
AUGCAUAUUCAAUCAAUUCCAAUGUGGACCGGGAAAGGCAAUAAUUAUGCCUACCUGGUAACAGAUGAGCCGUCGAAGAAGUCGGUCGUUAUUGAUCCUGCGAAUCCCCCGGAGGUUGCACCGGAGUUGAAGUCGCAGAUCAGCGCUGGGAAGAUUGAUUUGAUGGCCAUUGUGAAUACGCAUCACCACUGGGAUCAUGCUGGAGGCAAUGACGAGAUGUUGGGACAAUUUGGUAAACUCCCUGUCAUUGGAGGAAGCAACUGCAAGUCGGUCACGAAAACGCCGGCACAUGGCGAGGAAUUCAAGAUCGGUGACCGAAUCACUGUUCGCGCUCUGCACACCCCAUGUCACACGCAAGACAGCAUCUGCUACUUCAUGCAAGAUGGUGACCAGCGCGUCGUUUUUACCGGAGAUACUCUCUUCAUUGGCGGAUGCGGCCGAUUCUUCGAGGGGAAUGCCGCCGAGAUGCACAAGGCUUUGAACCAGACACUGGCUGCUUUGCCCGAUGAUACCAAGGUUUACCCCGGCCACGAGUACACCAAGGCAAAUGUGAAGUUCUGUCUUCAUGUGUCCCAGACAGAGCCCAUCAAGAAGCUCCAGGCAUUUGCCGAGGCAAAUCAGCAAACGCAGGGCAAGUUUACCAUCGGCGAUGAAAAGCUUCAUAAUGUGUUCAUGCGUGUUAAUGACCCUGAGAUUCAGAAGGCCACCGGCAAGACCCAUCCAGUGGAUGUCAUGGCUGCGCUGCGAGAGAUGAAGAAUGCCAUGUAA